CAGGCAGUACUGCGGCAGGAAUUUACCGUGAAAUAUAAAUACAUACACGCUAAACAUAACAUUUAAAGUAGUAACAAACUCAAGAAGGCCAUUUUAAACGUGUUGUAUUUCGUACAUCAAGGUCUGUUCUGCAGUAAGCAGCAAAAUAGAAUUGUUCAAGAAAGAAGCAGCCCAUGAAACAGUGACCUAAAGCCGAAUAGAAGCCUGCGAGUUGCGGGCUGACAAAGUGAAAAUCAGGGUUCUUUUUUAGAGCACAAUGUCCACUCCAGCUAGAAGACGUCUUAUGAGGGACUUCAAACGACUUCAAGAAGAUCCCCCUGCUGGUGUCAGUGGAGCCCCUACAGAAAACAACAUUAUGCUUUGGAAUGCAGUUAUUUUUGGACCAGAAGAGACCCCUUUUGAGGAAGGUACAUUUAGAUUAACAAUGGAAUUUACUGAAGAAUACCCCAACAAGCCUCCAAUAGUGAAAUUUAUUUCCAAGAUGUUUCACCCAAACGUUUAUGCAGAUGGUGGAAUCUGUCUAGAUAUCCUGCAAAACAGGUGGAGCCCUACUUAUGAUGUAUCAUCAAUUUUGACAUCAAUUCAGUCUUUGCUGGACGAACCAAAUCCAAACAGCCCUGCAAACAGUUUAGCAGCUCAGCUUUAUCAGUACAAUAGAAGAGAAUAUGAGAAAAAAGUACAAGCCAUUGUAGAGCAAAGUUGGCAAAGUGCUUAGAACUGGCACUUUUGUGGAUCCAGGACUGCCUUCAUGGUCAGCUUGUGUAGCAGUGUUAGUUUGCAUUUUUCACCAAUCUUUUGCUUUAACUUAUGAAUAUGAGAUUUUCUGUGAGACAUUCACCCAUAGGGGACUUUGAUAAUGCCCCUUUUGAGUUCGGGAAAACCUCUCUCCUGUAAAAUAAAGUAAAGAAGUGUAUUCGUAACGUGUAUAUUAAACAUUUUGAGAAAAUAAUGCAAAUUUUAA
Molecule: messenger RNA, 961 nt
Organism: Rhopilema esculentum
Lineage: Eukaryota; Metazoa; Cnidaria; Scyphozoa; Rhizostomeae; Rhizostomatidae
Product: ubiquitin-conjugating enzyme E2 A
Source: RefSeq, a predicted model, not a curated record